Messenger RNA from Tinamus guttatus (white-throated tinamou), 1065 nucleotides. Lineage: Eukaryota; Metazoa; Chordata; Aves; Tinamiformes; Tinamidae. The record is from RefSeq and is a predicted model, not a curated record.
GGAACAGGAUGGGCUGCUAAAUCCGCACGGACCGUCGCCGUCUCCGGCGUUCCGACCGGCCUGCUGGGCGAAGAUGUCAUGGCCGACAUACUGCAGAUCCAUUUCCAGAUGCCCAAGAACAACGGUGGGGAUGUGGAGCAAGUAGUGUAUCCCACCACGGAAAAAGGGGUCGCAUAUAUAACUUUUGAAGAUCCAGAAGUUGUAGAGAACGUUCUAAAGGCUGAACAUCAACUAAAAGACAAGAGGCUGCCCAGCUGCUAUCCUCUGAAAGUCACCCGCUGCUGUGAGCUUGUCUUCGGCUCUGUCUCAUCUCUCCUCAACAUGUCUGUGUUCAAAGAUCAGUUUGAUUUAGAAGAUCUGAUACGGGAACUUAAAAGGAACAUCACAGCUUUGAGCUUUGGUCCCUUGCAGUCCAAUGGGCAUAUUUUGGUUGAAGGGCCUUUUCCAGCAAUCCAAUUGCUAAAAGACUUUCUCUUAUUAAAAGCAAAAUCCCUUUCACAGAAGGACAAAAGAAAAGAAAAUAAACCCCAGCAGAGACCAAAGAGGAGGCUCCAGCAGCAAAGACUUUCCAUGGAGACGAGUAAUUCAAUUCCUGAUGCAGAUGGAGGAAAACAGGUGGUGGUUCUUGACACCGAUAUAUACCACUACAUGAAACACUUCUUUUUCAAGAAACUACUAGUAAAUUAUGAUGUUGUAAUUUCUGACAUUAUUGAUGGUGAAAUAACUACAGUAUAUCUUAGUAAUGCCAGAAGUAGGUCUGGCGCUGGACAGGUUUUAAGAGUCAAAGAGGAAAUUGAAAAUCAGUCUGUAAAACUUCAUAACAGUUUACGCAAAGAAAGGAUCUGGUUUGAGGGGCAUAGGGGAGAUGAAAAGCAGAAAUAUAAACAGGCGUGUGAAACUGUAAAAUCCGAUUACCCAGCUGUUUUGAUUAUUCCUUAUGAUACUCACAUUGAUAUUAUAGGAAGUUCUUCUUCGGUUUUUGAAUUCACAAGGGAAGUAAGGAGAAAGAUUCGGGUCCAAAAGAGUAAGCUGGAAAGGUCGUACUCGUGUGGCCGCCGCAAGUGA